Messenger RNA from Phytomonas sp. EM1, 12342 nucleotides. The record is from the annotation of a GenBank genome assembly. Lineage: Eukaryota; Euglenozoa; Kinetoplastea; Trypanosomatida; Trypanosomatidae.
AUGGUGAUUCGCGAUUCUGUUCGAGGGGAGAUUACCUUUGAGGAGCUAGCACGACGAAAGCGCACCCGUUAUGACGCAUGCCCCCCCCUGGAGAAGCUUCUAGCCGAUAGGGGCGUUCAAUUAACCGCGGCGGACCACUCUAUCGAUGCCAAUGCGGGUCGUUAUCACGCCCUCCUCCCGUUAGAGGCGUUUGAUGAUACGAUGUAUGAGGAACUCACCUUAUCUGAGUGGGCAGAUCGGAUUGAAGAAAAUAAAGGCCUACCAUGCCGUGCCUUUUAUACGCAGGUUGGAAAUGGGGCCUGGUUUAUAGCCCGCGCCAUGGGCUGUGAUGUGGCUGCCGCACACUUUACAGUGAAGGUGGACCGUCAAAAAAAUCAAGACCGCCUCCCACCCUCCCUCACCUUAAUAUUACCCCGUAUCUGUGUUUGUUUUGAUGCUGAAAACCCAAUCACGUUCGCCGACCGUUUUGCUUCUGCCUAUCGUCGCCGCCAACAUGCCGAGGAUGUUCUUCGAGCGGAGCUCUACGUAGAGUCCGUUCCGCCAGAUGAGUAUCAGACCUUAAAUCCCGGGGUGCAGUCCCGCAUUAAGAAGCUGGCGAUGGGCACGUUGGCGCUCGUUCAGGCGGAAAGCAUUCUCGAGACCCAAGCGGUAGCGGAGGAGGUUCGAAUCGACUACUGUCGUUGCAUGAACGCGGAUCUCCUUCGCAAUUUCUCUAAGACGAAUCACUUUUCUCACUUGUCUUUCCUACAGGACUUAGAAACGAAGGGGCAAGUGGUCCCCACGUACGGCGUGGCGCCGCCUUCUGGGGAUGACACCCGUCUGGCGAAAAUCAUUGAGUCGUUUCAGCGGAAAACCUUCUUCGCGUGCACGCCGACCCCUUCCUUUGUUUGCCGCCAAGUACGGGAGUGCCACGAGAAGAUUUUGUCGCGUCCGAUAUUUUUGCAGGGCGCCGAGCUCGAAAACCAGCGGCCGAUAACACUCAUCAACUUUGAUGAGGUCCAGACCGCCGCGGUGCGCAACAGCGCGCGAUUUCUGCGCGAAAAGUGGUCCAAUGUCAUUGUAUCAAACUUACGAGAGGCUUUAGGCAACUUCACCAAGGAUGACGAGGUGAACUUGAAAUUCAUCGACGAGGACGAUUAUAGGGGUACCAAAACAGAGCACUUUAUGCGGAUGCUGAAUUGUGAAAUGCAGGAUACUGUGAGGCACUUUCUGAAGUGCAACAUCGAGGUCUUCACUCGAUUCCUUGAGGAUGCGGGAAAUUUCCGUUUGACCAUUAACAGCAUCAACGACGUUGAGCUGAGCGAGGAUGAUUAUCCUGCGCCUACCGAACCUUUCGGCUGGAAUGCAUGCGUUUCGGAGUCGUUUUUGCGAAAACCGUUCUACCGUCCCGCACCGCUUUUCCGAGUAUCGGUUAUAAGUGAUCAAAAGAUCUACGCCACUCCGAAAAGGCUGCAAGGGCUUGUGAAACCAUCUAGCCAACAAGGCACCUUCCAUGAAGUCCCGAGCAGUGUGUACGAAGCCUCGCGGCCGAACUCUGUGGCAACUUCGUCGGAGGGGGGCUCGGCGAUUAGCUACAGCGUAUCCAUCGAUGAAAUUCGCUCCAUCAUUCACGGGCUCAUCAAGCGCUGUCUCUCCUCACAUGGUGAUUUUCGUACAGUCGAGCGCAGUCUUUUCAGUUUCCUGCACGAUCAAAACUUUGUGACGCUGCAGUCGCUGAAUCUGAGCGACACUUUUGUGGAGUCUUGCAUCGGGCGAAUCGAUCGAGUGCUGGAUCGGACGGCGGGUAUCAUGGCGAGGUACCUCGCCACCUUCAGGAGCUUUCAGGACCUGGCCGAUUUUGAUGUACGGACGUACAUGGACGAGUUCAAGGAACGCUUCCCACGGACGAAGGGGAUCGAAGAGGAAAUAAAGAGCUUUAUGAGACGGCAAGAGGAAAUUCAAAAGAAUAUACCUGCUGAAAAGGACUUGGGCAUGGUGCUUGUUGAUUGCCUCGAACUGAAGGUACAACUGUCCUCCAAGUGUAACCAAGUCGUCUCGGGUGUGCUCACUUUGCUGGCGAAUCGUGCCGUUCAAAAAGAGGACAGGAUCGACGCCAAGUUCACAGAACUGCGCAACAUCCUUUUCAAACCAACGGAGACUCCGGAAGAGGUUGUGGCGGCGAGGGAGUUUAUUAAGAGCAUUCCCGAGCAAAUGUUUGACAUUCAGGCGAUGAUUGAGGAGACGCGUGAGAUCCACGACCUUCUUCAUUUGUUCCACCAUAGCCUUUCAGAGGAGGAGUUCAGCAAGAAGUGGCAUAUAUUCGGAUGGCCGUCGCAGCUGGACGAUGAAAUCAACCAGCGUACCCAGGAACUGCAGGAAACGAUGCGGUACAUGACCGCCUCCAUGCAUCGCGCGCAGGAGCUGUUUGCAACUGAGGUGGAGUCCGUCCAGAGGGUUGUCCAGCAAUACUACCUUCACUCCAGCCUCCCCAAGCUCAAUGAAACCGCCAAUGAUGUCCGUUCGGUGCUGGAAAAAAUACAAACGUUGCGUUCCCAAGCCAAUACCUUCAAUCUGCACGAAAGCCUCUUCAACCUGGAGCGGACGGAUUAUUCAGCGGUGCAUCAGCUGUCCACGGAUUUUGAGCCCUACGCUUUGCUGUGGUUGACUAUCGAAAGCUGGCAUAACUCCAUGCAUACGUGGUACAACAUCCCUUUUACCGAACUCGAUGCCGAGGCGAUUGAAAAGCAGGUAACCGAAAACUUAAAUGCGAUGACUCGAUGCACGUGUGAGCCUCGACUUACCCCAGAUCUCAUCGAUAUUGCGGAGCGCACGUUGCUCUCAAUCGAGGAGUUUAAACCACUGGUACCGACGAUCAACUACCUGCGUGCGCGUGGCAUGUACGAUCGCCACUGGGAGCAAAUCUCCAAAGAGAUCGGGAAAGAUAUUCGACCAGGCGUCACACUCAAGAGCCUUUCGGACAUCACGACACUACGGCUACAGGAGUAUGACGAUAUCACGAUGCGCAUCUCUGAGGUCGCGUCGCGUGAGUAUCAGAUUGAGCUCUCAUUGAAGAAGAUGAAGGAGCACUGGGGAGCUCUUUGCUUGAACCUGAAGCCGCAUAAGGAGACCGGAUGCUUCAUCAUCACUAAGGAAGUCGCCGACGAAACGCAAGAAACCUUGGAUGAGCACACCUUUAUCACACAAUCCCUCAGCUUCUCACCAUUCAAAAAGCUUUUCGAGGAAGACAUUCAAGAAUGGGAAGCGUCUCUGCGGACCGUGCAGAGUGUUCUUGACGAGUGGAUUAACUGCCAAAAGGCAUGGUUGCAUUUGGAGCCUAUAUUUCAGUCCGAGGACAUUUCUCGCCAAAUUCCUCAGGAGUUCAAGCGAUUUCAGCAGGUGAACAAGAACUGGACAUUCUUGACCAAUAGGGCCCAUGAUAUCAACCUUACCAUGAAGUUCUGCGAAACUACGGAUCGCUGUCUAGAGUUGUUGCGAGAGUGCAACACACUUCUCGAGCUUGUGGGGCGUGGGCUUAAUCAAUACCUGGAGAACAAGCGUGCCUCCUUUGCACGCUUUUACUUUUUGUCUGAUGACGAGCUACUCAUGAUCUUGUCUGAGGCAAGGGAUCCGCAAAAGCUGCAGCCGCAGUUCCGCAAGCUGUUUGAGAAUGUCGCCAAACUCGAUAUGCGCGGUGAAGAAAAUGAGAUGUUCGGAAUGCACUCUCAUAUGGAUGAAUACAUCCCCUUUCACCAACCCGUUCUGCCGAGAAAGUAUGUGGAGAACUGGCUUACUGAGGUCGAGAACAUGAUGAAGCUUUCGAUACGCAUGCAAUUGGAAAAGGGCCUCAAAGACUUCACCACGAUGGAUCGCAAAGAUUUUGUGAUCAGUUUGCCCGGACAGAUUGUCAUUGCCGUGAAUCAAAUUAUGUGGACCUACGAGUGUGAGAACUCCCUGACGACGCAUGGCUCCUUGGAACCCUACGCCCCAAAGGCACAGGAAAACCUCCAACUGCUCAUCGAAACCGUUCGCCAUCCGUUAUCGAAUCUCCAACGUAUGAAUAUUAGCGGCCUCAUUACCAUUGAGGUCCAUGCUCGGGAUAUUGUGGAUAACCUAGUCCGAGAUAAGAUCAGCAGCGUCUAUGACUUCGAGUGGAUUUCACAGUUGCGUAGCUAUUGGAUGAACAACGAUUACUACCUACGACAGGUCGAGGCGCAGUUCCGCUACGGGCACGAAUACCUUGGCAACAGCACGCGUCUGGUGAUCACGCCGCUGACGGAUCGUAUCUAUCUCACGCUGACGGGAGCGAUGCACAUGUUCUUGGGGGGCGCGCCCGCCGGCCCCGCCGGGACCGGCAAAACCGAAACCGUCAAGGAUUUAGCCAAGGCCGUUGCGAAGCAGUGUGUGGUGUUUAAUUGCCAGGAAGGUAUGACGUACGCGUCGAUGGGGAAGUUCUUCAAAGGGCUUGCCCAGGCCGGCGCGUGGGCCUGUUUUGAUGAGUUCAACCGCAUCGACGUGGAAGUGCUUUCUGUGGUGGCGCAGCAGGUUUCUUCGCUUCAGACGGCGGCGCGGUCGAAGCAGUAUCGUAUUCCUUUCGAGGGAACCGAGAUUGUGGUCGACCCGUCCUAUGCUGUUUUCAUCACCAUGAACCCCGGUUAUGCCGGGCGAACGGAGCUGCCGGAUAACCUUAAGGUGCUCUUCCGCCCGGUCGCAUGUAUGGUGCCGGACUACGCGAUGAUUGCCGAGAUUCGACUUUUUUCAUCCGGCUACUCGGAUUCACGGAAGCUCGCUCAGAAAAUGGUCGCCACGUUCCGGCUGAGCUCGGAGCAGCUGUCCACGCAGGAUCACUACGAUUUCGGGAUGCGGGCGGUUAACACCGUCAUCUCCGCCGCCGCACUGAUGAAACGGGAGUACCCAAACGAGCCCGAGAACGAGCUGUUGCUGCGCGCCCUACGCAACUCCAACGCGCCAAAGUUUCUCGAUACCGACUUAUUGCUUUUCAACGGCAUCGUUUCCGAUCUGUUCCCGGGCGUGCAGGUACCCCCGGUGGAUUAUGGCGAGUUCAUGAAGGUCUUGUCCGACAAGGCGACGGAGCGGCAUCUGCAGCCCACCGGGGUGUUCAUCCGAAAGUGCAUCGAGAUGUACGAGAUGAUUAUCCUGCGGCAUGGCCAAAUGAUCGUCGGCCCCACCAUGGGUGGUAAGACGAGCGCGACGCAGGUUCUCCAGAGUGCGAUGACGACGCUACGCAAGGAGAUGCGCAACCCGCGCUUUGCCGAGGUGAAAACCUACGCGCUGAACCCCAAGGCGAUCACGAUGUCGCAGCUCUACGGCGGCUUCGAUAUGGUCACCGGGGAGUGGCAUGACGGUCUCGUCGGGGAGAUCUUCCGCACCGCGGCGCGCGAUUGCAGCGAUGCGCGGCAGUGGAUCAUCUUCGACGGCCCCGUCGACGCCCUCUGGAUUGAGUCCAUGAACACCGUGCUCGAUGAUAACAAAAAGCUCUGCCUCAUUUCGGGCGAAAUUAUCGCGAUGACGCCCUACAUGAACUGUUGGUUUGAGGUGGAGGACCUUGCGGUGGCCUCGCCUGCCACCGUCUCGCGCGCGGGUAUGAUUUAUAUGGAGCCUAGCACCUGCGUCGGCAUCACCAACCUGGUGCGCAGCUGGCAAAUGUAUCGUCUGCCCUCCACUAUGGACCCUUACAAGGAGCACCUACAGGCUCUUUGCGAGCAACUCUUCCCCGUGCUCAUUCACUUCGUUCAGACGCAGGUCGCCGAGUACAGCGCCUCUGUCUGGACGAAUCUGGUGACGUCCUGCUUUAACAUCUUCGCGGCGCUGUUAGUUCCGUUCACGCCCACAAGGACGUACGAGGUCCCACAAGAGAAGCUCGAUAUUUUGAAGGAUGUAUACCUGGACUUCUUAGUCUUCUCGAUCGUUUGGUCCUUCGGCGCUACGGGCGACGGAGUCAGCUGUAGGCGCUUUGAUAAGUUUCUGCGCAACGAGCUCCGGCAGCGGGACGUCGCAAUCGACCUUCCGAUCCUUGACUGCCUGCAGAACUAUGAAUUUAUCCCCGAAGAGCGGAGCUGGGUGGCGUGGAAUGACCGAUUGCCGCCGUUCACGACUCAGGUGACGCAAGCCAACAUUUCGGAUAUCAUUGUACUCACAGCAGACCAGGCGCGCUUCAAGUAUAUUAACCGGCUACUCCUCAAAAACUCUUAUCACACCCUGUGCUGCGGCCCCACCGGAACCGGUAAAACCGUACUACUGCAGCAGCUGCUCAUGAAUGAGAUGCCCAAAGAGUUUACCCCUAUCUUCUUCACCUUCUCCGCUCGGACGAGUGCCAACCAAACCCAGGACCUUAUCUUCUCCAAGUUCGAGGUACGACGGCGCGCCUCUCCGCAGAUUUGGGGGGCUCCUCUCAACAAAAAGAUUAUCGUAUUCAUUGAUGACAUGAAUAUGCCUAUGAAGGAGCAAUAUGGCGCACAACCUCCGAUUGAAAUUCUACGCCAGUACAUGGACUAUCACGGCUGGUAUGACCGCCUCACGCGCGAGUUCUUCAACAUAGUGGAUGUCAUCUUAGUUGGCUCAAUGGGACCUCCAGGUGGCGGCCGCAACCAUGUGAGUAACCGGUUCCUGCGCCACUUCAACCAAAUCGCCUUUCCCGAUAUUGACGACCGAAACCUGAAGCGCAUCUUUGUAACGUUGAUGGACAGCUACUUCGCGCCGUUCCCGGAAAACAUCCGAUCGAAGGUGCAAACCAUCGCCGACGCCUCGAUUGCGGUGUACAAUCAAGUGAUCAAGGAACUACGUCCGACCCCCGUGCAUCCUCACUAUCUCUUCAACCUACGAGACCUUUCGAGGGUGAUCUCUGGUAUGGCCAACGCCACCCUGCAGUCAGUUCCGGACACGUUUGCGUUGAUACGCUUGUGGCUGCAUGAGGAGAUGCGGACCUUCCGGGAUCGGCUCAUUAACGAGAAGGACAGAAGCUGGUUUGAUCAGCAGCUUCAGAAUCAAGUGAGGAAACAUUUCAAGGUGACUCUCGAAGAAGUCAUUCCACCCUCGCCGGGUGCUUCGAUCUCCGCGAUUUCUGAUUUACUUUUUGUUGAUUUUCUUGGCUCCAAAAAUUCGAAGAUUGCUGUCUAUGACCAAGUAAAGGAUUAUGAAACACUGGUGAAGGAGCUAGAGAAGCGAUUUGCCGAGUACAACGAAAAUUAUGCGACCCACAAGCUCAAUAUUGUUCUGUUCACCGUUGCGGUGCAUCAUCUUUGUCGCAUCAUUCGUGUGAUUCGGAAGUUCAACGGCCACGUCUUACUCCUAGGAGUUGGUGGCUCCGGUCGUCAAUCACUUUCUCGGUUAGCGGCUCAUGUGACGCACUAUAAUCUCAUGGAGGUGGAAAUUUCGAAAGGCUACAGCAUGAACAUGUGGCAAGAGGAUAUGAAGAACGUGUUGCGUUCGGUUGGCCUUCACGGAAAGCAGGUUCUUUUCUUAUUUACCGACACUCAAAUUGUGCACGAAUCCAUGCUCGAGGACGUUAACAACCUCCUCAACUCAUGUGAGAUCCCGAAUCUGUUUGUUGGCCAAGAAUUUGACGAUCUGCUCAACGCUAUGAAGCCCAUAUGUAUCGCGGAGAAUCUUUCCUUAGAUAAGAUCAGUAUGUACUCUCGUUUUGUCCGCAACUGUCGCAGUAACUUACACAUUUCACUCUGCAUGUCCCCUCUGGGCGAGACAUUCCGCAACCGCCUGCGCAUGUUCCCUGCGCUGGUGAGCUGCUGCACGAUUGACUGGUUCGAGGCCUGGCCUCAUCAGGCGCUGCACAGCGUCGCACGUAGCUUCCUCGCCCCGAUGCCACUUUUGCGAGGCGACAAUGCUGAGAUUGUAAGGUGCGCAGAAGUAUGCGUUGCUAUCCAUCAAAGUGUGGAGAAAAUGUCUCAGCGUUUCUUGACCGAGACUCGACGUUACAACUACGUCACUCCGACAUCUUUCCUUGAAGUGCUUAAAAUGUUUUCCACCUUGAUGGAUUCUCAAACGACGGCAGAUCAGACUAAUCAAAGCCGAUUUGAGAAUGGUCUUAGCAAGCUGCGCGAGACAGAGGAGGCAGUGGAGAAGAUGCAGCAAACGCUGGCCGAGAAGCAGCCCAUCUUGAUUGAAAAGAGUGAAUCCAUCAAGGCCUUAGUUCAAGAAAUAGAGCAGCAGACCUCGUCGGCCGAGGAGACCAAAAUCGAGUCCCAGAAGACCCGUGAGGCCGUUGCCGCCAUGCAGGCCGAAUGCGCCACCAUUGAGCAGCAGGCGCAGGAGAAGCUUUCGGAAGCCUUGCCCGAACUUGACAGGGCCUUAGAGACCCUCAAAAAUCUGAAAUCCUCGCAGAUCACGGAGGUGGCAGGUUACAAGGCGCCCACACCUGGUGUUGUUAUGACUAUGCAAGGAAUAUGCAUCCUUUUCCAGAUCAAGCCUGUCCUGAAGGCUGUUACCCCGAUGGAGAAGAAGCCCGACUACUGGGCUACGGCCAAGGAGCAGCUCCUGAACAAUCCCAACGCCCUCAUGCAACGUCUUAUAAACUACGACAAGGAACAUAUCCCUGGAAAGCUUAUUCAGGCCGUUAGGCCCCUCGUUACCUCUGAGGACUUUACGCCCAAGAAAAUUGCAGGGGCAAGUCAGGCGUGUGCCGCGAUGUGUCAAUGGACACACGCCAUGGUUCGCUUUUACGAGGUCAAUUUGAAGGUCGAGCCACUACGACAGAGGCUUUCGGUCGCCCAAAAUGCCAACCGCGAGGCUCAAGAGAAGCUCCGCCUUGCCGAGGCUCGCCUGGAUGAGGUGUCGCGUUGCCUGUCUGAAAUGCAAGCACGUAAGGAAAGUGCGGAGAAUGAAAUGAAGCAGCUCGAAGAGACGGUCCGACAUACCGAGCUAAGGCUUCAGCGUGCCGCUAUGCUGAUUGAUGGUCUCAAAGGGGAGAAAAAGAACUGGACGAAGUCCUUGGAAGAGCUAAGACGAAACUCAAAAUUUCUCAUGGGUGACAUGCUCGCAGCGGCCGGACAAAUUGUCUAUUGUGGCCCUUUUACAGCUGUUUAUCGCAGAGAGCUUAUCGAGUCAUGGGGCCAAAUGCUCCAAAGAGAGGGUAUUCCACAUAGCAAAAAACUCUCCGUGUAUUACACCCUGCAGGACAUAGUGGAAACACGUGAAUGGAACUUGAAUGGACUUCCUGGGGACAAGCUUUCAGUUGAAAAUGCUCUUUUUCUCACGUACGCGCGGCGCUGGCCACUCAUAGUUGAUCCCCAAACGCAAGCCAACAAAUGGAUUCGGCAAACCUACAAGGACUCCCUCGAGGUGCUGAAACUGAGCCAGAAGGAUCUUCUCAAGCGGAUUGAGUACUGCAUCCGUGUUGGCCGCCCAGUGUUACUGGAGAACGUAUGUGAGGAAAUUGAUGCCAGUCUCGGGCCACUGCUUGACAAACAGGUCUUCACACAGGCUGGGAUUGAGAUGAUCCGAAUCACCGACACGGCGAUCCCGUGGAACCCAAAGUUUAAAUUUUUUAUGACAACUAAAUGGUCGAAUCCGCACUAUAUCCCAGAGGUUGUAAUGCGUGUGACGCUACUCAACUUCUUCAUCACUCCCCAGGGAUUGGAGGAUCAGCUCUUGGGUGUCGUCGUAGGGCAGGAGCGCAAGGAGCUCGAAACGCGACGCAGCGAUCUGAUUCAGAAAAAUGCUGCUAUGAAGGCGGAUUUGGUUCACAUCCAAAAAACUAUCCUCCGAAAAAUGGAGGAGGUCCAGGGAGACAUGUUGGAUGAUGUCGAGCUCAUCGAGUACCUGAACGAGUCCAAGGAAAAGACGGCUGAGAUUGUAGCCAAGGUGGCGGAAGCUGAAGAGGCUGAAAUCAGCAUCAACGCCAGCCGCGAGGAAUAUCGACCAAUCGCACGGCACUCUAGUUGCUUAUACUUUUGCUGUUCAAAUCUCUCCAAUGUGGACCCAAUGUAUCAGUACUCGCUGCAGUGGUUUGUGCAGCUUUUCAUAGCAGGUAUCGAACAAGCUGCUGCAGCUGAUGAAAUUGAGAAACGUCUGUUCAAUCUCAAGGACUACUUUACAUACAGCUUCUACCAAAACAUUAGUCGUUCCCUUUUUGAAAAGCACAAGCUGAUGUUCUCCUUCUACCUGUGUCUGAGUAUUUUGCGUCAGAGUGGACUCAUCGUUGAAGAAGAGCUACGCUUCCUUUUGCAUGGACCGUCAAUGAUUGAGGCUCCGUCCGAGGCUAAUCCGGAUCCCGGGUGGUUGGCUCCAACGGCUUGGAGCGAGUUGUGCUAUCUAGGCAAUCACUUCACUGCGUUCCGUGAUUUUGUACGCGACCUAGUGAAAAAUCCAGGGCACUACUACGAGGUGUUGUUCUCCUCUAAUGCAGAAUAUGAGUCAUUUUAUUCUAGCUGGGGCGAGGGGCUUACGCGUCUGCAGCGCAUGAUGGUCCUUCGGUGCCUGCGACCAGAUAAGCUCGGGGAUGCUGUGCAUAAUUUCGUGGUGAGUACAAUGGGUGACCGCUUCAUUCGGCCACCACCCUUCGAUCUCUUCGUUUCGUUCAAAGAUUCCACCGCCGCGACGCCGCUUAUCUUUGUGCUUUCACAGGGUGCGGAUCCAUAUGGCGACUGGAAACGUUUUGCAGAGACUCAGGGCAUGGGCAAAAAACUGUACGAUAUCUCGCUUGGUCAAGGGCAAGGUCCACGGGCCGAACGCAUGCUCCAGGAGGCCAUGGAAAGUGGGGCAUGGGUCUUACUUCAGAACUGCCAUCUCGCGAUAUCGUGGAUGCCAACGCUGGAAAGUAUUGUCGAGUCCAUGCCUAUGAGCAUCAUCCAUCCCAACUUCCGUCUGUGGUUGACCUCGAUGCCGAAUCCGCACUUCCCCGUCUCGGUGCUGGAGAAUGGUGUUAAAAUGACCAACGAGCCGCCGAAAGGGAUGCAGGCCAAUGUUACGCGCUCCUUGUUGGCCUACUCGAACGACUACCUUGAGAGCUGCAGGAAGCCUAACGAGUUGAAAAAGCUUUUCUUUUCGAUGUGCUUCUUUCAUGCUCUCAUCCAGGAGCGCCGUAAGUUUGGCCCGCUUGGGUGGAAUAUUCCUUAUGAGUACACUUCUGGCGAUUUGGGCUGCUGCGUGGAGCAGAUUAAGAUGUUCCUGGACAAAUAUGACGAUCUACCGUAUAAAGUGAUCCGGGAGCUGAGUGGGAAUAUCCACUACGGUGGGCGCGUUACCGACAACUGGGAUCGUCGGACCUUGAACACGCUUUUGGAGCAUUUCGUCACCCCGGACCUGAUUCAGGACGGCUACCAGUUUUCCCCGCUGCCGUACUAUCAGUCCAUCGCCGUUACCAACCAGAAAGGGUACAUCGAAUACGUUGCCUCAUGGCCAAUAAACACACAUCCUGAAGUCUUCGGGCUUCAUGAAAACGCCGAUAUCGCGUGCGCGCGCAGCGAGACCUUUGAGACCCUCGCCGCGAUCGCCCAACUAGAAGGUGAGCAUACAACGGGCGGAAUAAACAGCAUGACGCCGGAUGAACAAGUGGCGGAGCUCGCGGGGGUGAUUAAGGAAAAGCUAUGCCAGCCGUUUGACAUUAACAAGUUCCGCUCUAAAUAUCCAACAAAGUACGAAGAUUCCAUGAACACUGUUCUAGUGCAAGAGGCAAUUCGGUUUAACCCCUUACUCACCAUUAUCCAUCAAACGCUGGACACGUUACCAUUAGCCAUGAAAGGUGAAGUAGUCAUGAGCAAGGAGUUGGAGGACGUAUACCGCUCAAUUUACAACAACCAAGUCCCAACGCAAUGGGCAGAGCGGGCGUACCCGAGCUUAAAAACAUUAGCUGCAUGGAUAGACGAUCUCGUGCUGCGUUUGGCGAUGAUACAGGACUGGUAUGAUAAUGGCCACCCCAAAAUAUACUGGAUUUCCGGCUUCUUUUUCCCACAAGCCUUCCUUACAGGCAUUUUUCAGAACUUCGCCAGGCAAGAGCAGGUUUCAAUUGAUACCAUCAGCUAUAGCUUCGAGUGGAAGCGGGAGGAGCCGUCAGAGAUUACCUCGCCGCCGCCCAUAGGGUGUUACGUUCACGGUAUUUUCAUGGAAGGCGCCCGCAUAGAUCCCGAGACGAUGACGCUCGCAGAAUUAAAGCCAAAAGUUCUUUUUGAACCAGUUCCCUUGCUGUGGCUCAAGCCCAUUAUCAACCGCGCUAAGCCACCUGAGGGGACGGUAUACGAAUGCCCUUUGUACAAGACAGUUAGUCGAGCAGGUACGCUUAGCACCACUGGUCAUUCCACAAACUUCGUUUUAGCGAUUGAGGUUCCGACCACGGUGGACCCAAAACACUGGGUGCGGCGUGGUGUGGCGAUGUUGUGCGCCCUGAGCAUGUGA